AUGGUUUUGGUUUAUACUUCUAAAAGAUUGUAAAAAUAUCCAACUUUAGCUGAGGGUGUAGAAUUCCAUUUAGCAAGUUUAUAAGAUAAUGGUAAUACAGUUUUGGGAGUAUUUGUAACUAAUACAGGUGUUAAAUGUGUUACUGUUGAUGGAUCUACACAAUAAUCUACAUCUGUAUCCAAUAGUGACUUUGAAGGUGAAUGGAGCUUUGUAUUCAUCAGUCAUGGUUAAGGAGUUACUGGAUGUGCAGUCAAGUUCUUUGAAGAAUUACCAGCAUUGAGAUCAACUCCUGCUUCCCAUCCAACUUACACUAGUUUAGACUUCAAGGUUGGUGGAUCCAUAAGAUUCUCAUCCAUCGUUCUAAGGAAAAUAUCAAAUCUACACUUCAACAGUUAAAGAUAAUAUAAUUUACUUGUUGAUUCAUGCAAUAGUCCACCUGAAGUAGAACUUUGUGAAUUAUAUACUGAUGAGUUAGGAGAUUAUCAAUUCUAUGGAUUUGAAGAUACAUCUGAUGAAAUAUUUGAGUUUUCAACUUGGGAUGCUGGUUACGCUGUUUCUGGUUGGUUGAAAUGGGAAACCUUAGAAGAUCAAGAUGUUUGGCACACUGUCUUCAGAUUAUCUGAAAAUGCAGAUGCUAAUUUGGACGAGAUUAAAUUAGGAGACAGAGAUUUGGCUGUUUUUCUUGGUAGUGGAUUGGUUGGAGGUGUAUUUUAAUUUUCUACUUACACAUAUUCAGGAUCUGGUAAUCCUAAUUUAUGGGAUAAUGUUUAAUAUACAAAUACAUUGGGUUAAUGGCAUCAUAUUUACUUUGGAUACAACAGACUUUAAAGAAUGGCUCAUUUUACACUUUAUUUAAUGGAAGAACAAUUGAUUGGAGCAAAUUAAUUUUAUGAUGCCCGCCAUUAUCUUGUUCCUUGGAGGAGACUUUAUAUUGGUAAUGAUGGUUUAUACCCUGCUUUCAAUGGGUAAUUCUAUAAUUGGAGAGUCAAUCGUUGUAUUGGUGACGCUGCUCGUGAUGUUGUACUGACACCAGAUGAUAUCCCUUUUGGAUAUAAUCCUCAACCUCUCCAUAAAUUGAAACUUUUGCAUCUCCUGAAGAAGAACAACCAUAUUGGGGAGAAGAAGAAUAAGAAUUUGUUCCUGUUACACCAGAUGCAGUUCCAAAAUGUUUUCCCUGAAGAAGAACAACCAUAUUGGCCAGAAGAAGAGGAAGAGUUUGUUCCUCCUGCUCAAACAUUUGCAUCCCCUGAGGAAGAACAACCAUAUUGGGGAGAGGAAGAAUAAGAAUUCGUCCCACCACCUGUUAGUCCUCCAGUUAUUCCUGAUGAAAUUUAACCAGAACCAUUACCUGAGCCUGAACCAUAACCAGAACCUGAAGCUGCUCCUGCUCCUUCACCUAAACCAGCUCCAGGACCAGCUCCUCCUUCUGAACCAUAAGUUCCAGUUGUCAAAGAAUGUGAAGCAACAAUUGAUGUCACUAAAGAAAAUGCUGCAGAUAUUUUAUGCGCUAUUUCUGAGUAUUUGGCUUAAUUAGCUUCUGGCCAUGUCCCAGAAUUAGGUAUCAAUCCAUCAAGAGUUUGUUUCUGUUUGCAAUAUGAUGAUAGCGAGUCAAAUGAAUCUUUCAUGCAAGUCGAAGCCAUUCUUAAAGAAAAUGAUGCUUUUACUAUUAAUAAAUUAGUUGCCUAGAGAAGAAUUUGA
This is a messenger RNA of Paramecium tetraurelia, 1698 nucleotides long. RefSeq lists its product as uncharacterized. The record is from RefSeq and is a predicted model, not a curated record. Gene Ontology annotation, cellular component: nucleus. The transcript has 5 exons. NCBI's taxonomy places the organism in Eukaryota, Ciliophora, Oligohymenophorea, Peniculida, Parameciidae.